CGCUCUUUGUAUUACUACCUGACCCUUACCAUGUCUAUUAGGACGAGGUAGUGAGUUCCUUGGGUAGAGACAGUUGGAGAGAGCUUGAGAUGCUCGAUGCUAUCUCCGCCUCGAACAACAAGGGCUCGCCCAGCCACACCAGCCAAUGUCCGGGGAAAUACAAUAUCCAGCCUGGAUCGAAGCGCUUGUGGACUCUGUUCGGGUGCCUAGCUGGAGCGCUUGUCUAUAUACAUGGAAAAAGAUCAAACAUAAGGAUUUAAAGUCGUCGAACAUCCUAAUCACCCGAGAAAACAUCUUUAUCGCGGACUUCGUAACUUCCACGGAUUUUUCGGACCGAAGCGCAAGUCGGACGGACACUGAAGGACGCGGUACACCUCGAUACUUCGCGCUAGAAGUUGCUGAAUGGGGCCCCAACGGAAGAGCAAGCGGCGUCUUCUCCCUUGGAUGCAUCUUCCCCGACAUAGCAUAUGUCCUCUUCGGCCGACUCGAUCUACUGAAAGGCAUGAUGCCUGACCGAGACAAUUCAUUUCAUGCCAAUCUCGAUAUGACGGAUGCCUGGCUUCGCCAGCUUUCUAGUCGAGGCGGUUUGGUGGCAGAUUCUCUGAGCUCGUUCGCAAGAUGCUGAAACUGAGUCCUGAUGGCCGACCGCCGGCUGAGGAAGUGGUGACAAGUCUGCACCAGGUUCGAUUGAAGCUCAAGAAAGAGGAACCUAAGUAUCAUCUGCUUUUCUUUGGACUUUGCUGCAUUCCUUCUUGAGUGCGCAUGGAGCGCUUCGUUUCUUAGUUCCUCACCAGUCGCUAAAGACG
Messenger RNA from Trematosphaeria pertusa, 806 nucleotides. RefSeq lists its product as uncharacterized. Gene Ontology annotation, molecular function: ATP binding; protein kinase activity. The coding region runs from base 146 to 625 and encodes 159 amino acids. Gene Ontology annotation, biological process: protein phosphorylation. The transcript has a single exon. The record is from RefSeq and is a predicted model, not a curated record. Lineage: Eukaryota; Fungi; Ascomycota; Dothideomycetes; Pleosporales; Trematosphaeriaceae.